This is a messenger RNA of Callorhinchus milii (elephant shark), 449 nucleotides long. Its product is annotated as cytochrome c oxidase subunit 7B, mitochondrial. The coding region runs from base 69 to 308 and encodes 79 amino acids. Gene Ontology annotation, biological process: mitochondrial electron transport, cytochrome c to oxygen. NCBI's taxonomy places the organism in Eukaryota, Metazoa, Chordata, Chondrichthyes, Chimaeriformes, Callorhinchidae. The record is from RefSeq and is a predicted model, not a curated record. The transcript is spliced from 3 exons.
GCUCGUGCGCAGGCGCAUUGCCGGCGGCAGCCAUUUUGUGUGUGUGUGUGUGUGAGAGAGAGAGAGAGAUGGUACCUGUGGCCAGGAGCUUGCUGUCCCUGGCGGGACGCAGCAUUCGCCCGGUUAUGACGAGACAAGCUCACCACAGAGCCGGUCCUGAUUUUCAUGACAAAUAUGGAACAGUUAUCCUUUUGGCGGGAACAACAUUCUGUGUUGGUAUCUGGUCAUUUGUUUCUACGCAGACCGGAAUCACCUGGAACUUUUCACCAGUAGGCAAGGUCACCCCACAAGAGUGGAGGGAGGACUGAUGGAAGAGACGGUGUGCAGGAAAUCCUGAGUAAACCUUACGCAAACGUCCUGAACUAUAAAUCACUUCCAGCCCACUUACAUUAUUGCGCUGAUGUCUGUAUAUUUGGUUUCAUGGUAAAUCAAUAAAUUAUAAAAACUUA